AUGGAGGUGAGCAACACAAAGCAGCAGCACCAAAGCGCUUCCAUCAGUCUAACGAAACCAGUUCGUUGCAUCGUCAAACUCGGAGGUGCUGCAAUUACUUGCAAGAAUGAAUUAGAGACCAUAAAUGAAGAAAAUCUGAAGACGGUUUCCUCGCAGCUGAGGCAAUCAAUGACCACGGGGUCGAAUUCUGGGGAGGUUCUUGGGAUGGAUUGGAGCAAGCAACCCGGAGAAUCAGAAAUCUCAUCUACCCUAAGUGAUUUUGAAGAUUGGCCAGUUGUGGAUUCCAGCCCUUUUAUAGUUGUUCAUGGAGCAGGUUCUUUUGGGCAUUUUCAAGCUAGUAAAUCUGGGGUCCAUAAAGGUGGAUUGUACCAACCCCUUGUGAAGGCUGGUUUUGUUGCCACACGCAUCUCUGUUACGAAGCUCAAUCUUGAAAUUGUUAGAGCGCUAGCUAGGGAGGGUAUUCCUUCCAUAGGAAUGUCUCCAUUUUCAUGUGGAUGGUCAACCUGUGAAAGAAAUAUAGCUUCAGCUGAUUUGUCUGCAGUGGCUAAGGCUAUUGAAUCUGGUUUAGUACCUGUUUUGCAUGGAGAUGCCGUGCUCGAUGACUUACUGGACUGUACCAUCUUGAGUGGAGAUGUCAUCAUCAGUCAUCUUGCAGCCCACUUGAAGCCUGAAUACGUUGUUUUUCUCACUGAUGUUUCGGGAGUUUAUGAUCGUCCACCAUCAGAUCCAAAUGCAGUACUCUUGAGAGAAAUUGCUGUGGCUAAUGAUGGGAGCUGGUCGAUCGAGAAGCCAACAUUUCAGAACAAGAACAAGCAAGUUGAAACAAGUGUAGCAGCCCAUGAUACAACCGGUGGAAUGCUGACCAAGAUAUCUGAAGCUGCAGCGAUUGCGAAACUCGGAAUUGAUGUAUAUAUUGUGAAGGCAGCUACAAGCCAUGCAUUGAAGGCCUUUAGUGGAGAAUUGAAAGGCAACCUUCCUGAUGACUGGCUUGGAACCGCGAUCCGGUUUUCCAGUAAUUAA
Messenger RNA from Prunus armeniaca (apricot), 1020 nucleotides. Lineage: Eukaryota; Viridiplantae; Streptophyta; Magnoliopsida; Rosales; Rosaceae. The record is from the annotation of a GenBank genome assembly.